CUGGACAAACAUGCCUUCAAUUUUCCAGAAUUCUAAUAAUAGAAUGUGACGUUUCCGGGAAAACUUGUAGAAUAAUUUUAGAAUGAUCAAAGUGGUGUUGUGAAUAUAGUGUUUAUAAUAUUAUACAACAAAAAUGUCAGCCUUUGGUGGAGGAACCAGUAUGCAGAGUGGAGUGAUCGACAAUCUACUAAAUAUGCCUAGUGCUGAUCUCCGAGCACAGAUCGGCGACUUUGGUAUGGCAGAAGAGACAUCUGCACAACCAAUGAUUAAUGCUCCUAUGCAAGAUAUGUCUCCAAUGCUAACCAGUUCAUCCAUAAUGCCAGAACGUGUUAUUCAACAAACUCAACCACAACAGUUCCAACCUAAACCUAGGGCACCCAUUGAAGAGCUAAUGCCAUAUGUUGAAAUUACUGAACAGCCUAGACAAAGAGGAUUACGGUUCAGAUAUCAGUGUGAAGGAAGAUCAGCAGGCAGUAUACCAGGGCAGAGUAGUACAGCUGAAAAGAAAACUUUUCCAACAAUUAAAAUACAAAAUCACAGAGGUCCAGCUAUAGUUGUUGUAUCAUGUGUAACAAAAGAUUCUCCCUACAAGCCUCAUCCUCAUUGUUUAGUGGGUAAAGACUGCAAGAAGGGAGUCUGUACAGUCAAAGUAAAAGAUACUACAGUAGUCAGUUUUCCUCACUUGGGGAUACAGUGUGCUAAGAAGAAAGGUAUUGAGGAAUCAUUAAAAUUAAGGAAGACAAUUAAUGUUGACCCCUUUCAAACUGGAUUUGAAUUUAAUAAUGUAUCAUCAGAGAUGAAUGCAGUAAGAUUGUGUUUUCAAGUCUUUUUACCAGACAGUAAUGGGAAGAUAACCAAAGUUUUACAGCCAGUUGUCUCUCAUGCCAUACAUGAUAAAAAGGCUUUGAAUGAUUUGGUCAUCUGUAGACUUGAUAGAAGUUCAGGAAAAGCUCAAGGUGGAGAUGAAGUCUUUCUAUUAUGUGAAAAGAUUAACAAAGAUGAUAUUGGUGUGAGGUUUUAUGAAGAAAGUGUUGAUGGAACAGUAGUAUGGGAGAAUUAUGGUGAAUUCGGAGCUGGAGAUGUGCAUCGACAGUAUGCUAUUGUGUUCAGGACACCACCAUAUAGAGAAUGUUAUAUUAGUCGACCGUUUGAUGUUCAUAUGCAAUUACAGCGACCUUCAGAUGGCGAAACCAGUGAACCCAUCAGCUUUACAUAUAUGCCUGAAGACCCAGACCCAGAUAGAAUUGAAGAAAAGAGAAAGAGAAAAGCUGAAAGAAUGGUAACUCUUGAACAAGAUAUCGGGGCUGGACCAAGAUGUGGUGGAGCCAAUGUAAAUGUCAAGGACGGACUAAGAAAUAAGUUAAAAGCAAAUAGAAAGUUCACACAAGCAGAAAUUAAAACUGAAGUUACUACACCAGUUUUGCCAUCCUAUUCGCUCGGUAAUAUUAACACAUCUGGUUAUGAAACCAACCCGUCUAAUAGUUCAUCAUUUAGUUUCCGUACAACAGAUAAUACAACUAUGGGAAACAUCACUAUCGCUCCUAACAACAAUUUAGCUCAGCAUUCAGAAGCCAUAAAACCAAACCAGGUGUAUAACAUCAUGCAAGAUCUAACUCAACAGGGAGUUAAUUACACAACUGGGCAAAGCUCAUUCGAUUCCUCAAAUAUAGAUCCACAAGUUUUAAUGGAAUAUUUACAAGAUAAUGGUUUGGAUGGUCGAGACAUAUUAUCAUUUGAAUCAUUGGAUAUGUUGAGUGGUGGUACAGCGGAGAGCUUGUUGACGGGUUUACAACAAGUGGGUGCAAAUGAACUAGUAGCCAGUGAGGUGCCAGAUUGUCAUAUGGACUCAGAAACUUUUCAAAAUGCCCAUGAUGUUCUCAACCAGCUUCAAAAUUAAAAGAAAUUUUGAACUCUUUUUUAAAUAAAUAAAAAAAAUCAUGAGUGCUAUAACAGACAGUAAAUGAACAAGUGUUAAAUAUUUUUGAGAAUUGUUAUUUUAUGUGCUGUUGUUGGAUAAAGUGUUUGUUGCUGACUCAAACAGUAGUUUUUUUUAAACAAAAAAAACCCAAUAGUAAUGACCUAUGUCAUGUUUCAUUUUGGAGAAGUGCUAUGGUUACAUAAUUAUUAUGUUUACAAGAACAUAAGGGCCUUCAUCUUUUAGUUCUUCAGUACAUUGAAGAAUAUCAUUCAUUAAUAUUUUUUUGAUAAAUUAAAGUUAAUAAUUGCUAGAAAAUGAAGAGAUAAUUUUAUUGUGUAUAGUUCAGUGAAUAUAUGUAUUUAUGCCUUACGUUUAGAUUUAAUACCUAGUUUUAUUAAUUUAAAUGAUUACAUUAAGUGUACUAUGAUUGCUUUUAGUAUUAGCUUGCAAAAUAAUAUGAUACAUUGAGACCUUUGUUCAUGUACAUAUAUGUAUUUACAUGUUUUAAUAUAUAGACAGUUUAACUAUUUGAUAAUGUAGAAAUUAAGUUGUAUUUUAAACUAAGUCGAUUAAAUUUGGUAAAUUAACAGUAAAUAAAAAUUGACAAAUUAACAGAAAAUAAAAUUUGACAAAUUAACAGAAAAUAAAAUUUAACGAAUUAACAGUAAAUAAAAUUUGACAAAUUAAUAGUAAAUGCCAUUUGUCAUAAUAGUAAUUAAAAUUUGACAUUCUGUUUCAAAAUUACUUGCUUAAGGGACAGACAUCAGUUAUUCAAGAGACAGGUCACUGUUUAACAAAACGUAUCAAAGAUUUUACUUUACGUUACUUUAGCUUCAUUUGAACAGGGAAAAUGCCUGGUUAUGAGGAGUGAAAAUAAAUAAAUAGUAUUGCUUGACAAAAGAUUAUUAAUUAAUGAAAUAUAUAAAGUCACAACAUAAUAUUAUUACAUAUUUGUGUUUAAUGUAAAACCAUGUUAUUGUUACUAUAAAUGAUUAAACCUCUUUGAUUUGGGUAAAAACUUGUCAGUUUUAUUGGAUUUACAGAGACUUGACACAGUGAGCCAAAAUUUAAACUAAAUUGAAUAAACAAGCUGACUUCCACUGUAUGGAGCUUGCCUCCCAUCAUUGAUUAAAUUAACACAUCAGAUGAAUCCAAUUUAACACUUUAUUUUGACCUAGGCCAAAGGGGUUUAACUGCUUUAAAUGAUUGCUUAUGUUAUAUGUAUAUAUUUUAUAUUUUAGCUUGUGUUGAGAAUUUUUAAAGUUUAUAUACAAAUCGAUUCUCAUCAGUUUGGCAGCAAAUUAAUUUGCAUUUACAUUGCACACUGCUGUGUGUUUAUACAUGUUAAUGUAGCUAAGUCUCUAACUCAAUAUUAUCCAAAGUCUUCGACAUUGACAACACAAAUUAUUUGUCAAUUUAAAUCAACAUUGAUGUUGUGAUCUUACCGGGAAGAGAUGGGCUUCUGAUAUCCAAUAUUUAAGACAAAAUAAACAUUUUACCAUUGGUACAUGAAUCGUAUACCAUAAUGCAUUUCAA
Messenger RNA from Patella vulgata (common limpet), 3454 nucleotides. Its product is annotated as putative transcription factor p65 homolog. Gene Ontology annotation, cellular component: cytoplasm. The coding region runs from base 134 to 1897 and encodes 587 amino acids. Gene Ontology annotation, biological process: inflammatory response; regulation of DNA-templated transcription; cellular response to stress. The transcript is spliced from 12 exons. The record is from RefSeq and is a predicted model, not a curated record. NCBI's taxonomy places the organism in Eukaryota, Metazoa, Mollusca, Gastropoda, Patellidae. Gene Ontology annotation, molecular function: DNA binding; DNA-binding transcription factor activity.